Messenger RNA from Knipowitschia caucasica, 1680 nucleotides. The record is from the annotation of a GenBank genome assembly. NCBI's taxonomy places the organism in Eukaryota, Metazoa, Chordata, Actinopteri, Gobiiformes, Gobiidae.
AUGGUGCCCCCUGAACAUGUCCAAAGUCAAGCAGCGUCUAAAGCAGCAGAGGUGCACCAGAAAUACAUGCCACUACCCCAGUUUUCUGCUCCAGUACCCACCAACCCGCAACAUGCAAUGGCAGCUCUACCUCCUGCACUGGAACAGUUACCUGCAGUAAGAGAAAUGGACAGGGUCGUGGCCGUAAAAGAGAUUUGGGAACGUAACUGCACCACUUUGGAAACCAGUCAGCGGGAAGCUUUAUGGCAAGUGCUACUGCAGUACAAAGACAUCUUUGCCCUUUCUGAAGAGGAGGUGGGUCUAACACACUUGGUGCAGCACGAAAUAGAUACUGGAGAUGCGCACCCGAUCAAAACGCGCCCCCGCCGACUCCCUCUGGCGCAUCAAGCGGCUGCUGAUAGCGCAAUUGACGAAAUGCUCGCGGCUGGUAUUAUCGAGCCGUCAGAUAGUCCCUGGGCUUCGGGGGUUGUGCUGCAAGGUAUCGCGGAGGCCGGGCUGAAACUCCACCCCAACAAAUGCUGCUUCAUGAGAAGGGAAUUGGAGUUUUUAGGGCACAAGGUUGGUGGAGAAGGCAUCAGCACUCUGGAGGAAAAGGUACAGGUUGUCAGGGACUGGCCAAUCCCCACUAACCUCAGAGAACUGAAGAGUUUCAUUGGACUAGCAUCAUAUUACAGGCGAUUCGUGCGCGGUUUCUCUUGCAUCGCCGCACCCCUGUUUGCCCUACAGCGGAAAAAUUGUGACUUUGUGUGGACCCCAGAGUGCGACCGGGCCUUUUGCACUUUGAAAAAGGCACUGACGGAGUCUCCCAUCUUAACCCCCCCAGAUACCAAUCUGCCAUUUGUCAUGGACACAGACGCCAGCGAUGCGGGGAUGGGUGCAGUGUUGAGCCAGGUGGGAUCACACGGGGAGAAAGUAGUGGCAUACUUUAGCAAAACUUUCAACAAGGCUGAGCGGCGUUAUUGCGUGACGCGGAGAGAGUUGCUUGCUAUUGUGAGAGUGAUAGGGCAUUUCCGGUACUAUCUCUGUGGCCUCCCCUUUACUGUGAGAACAGAUCACUCAGCACUCCAAUGGUUAAUGUCCUUUAAAGAACCAGAGGGGCAGAUUGCCCGCUGGUUGGAAGAACUUGCGCCAUAUAAUUUCAAAGUGGAGUACAGGGCUGGGAGUCGCCAUGCCAACGCGGAUGCCAUGUCCAGACGUCCAUGUGCUCUGGAUGGCUGCCGCUAUUGUGAAAAACGAGAGGCCAAGGAACAGGAGCUCUGUGUUGAGGAGCAGGCGGGUCCCUUGUGCAGCGGGGAAGGGCCAAUCUGUGAAGUGGCGGAGCUCCAUGAUCCACUGGAGUGGAGGGCUCAGCAGGAACUGGAUCCCGAUCUGCAACCUGUGCUGCAGUGGGUUGAAUCGGGACAGAGACCACAGUGGAGUGAGGUAGCUGGGUUUUCGCUGGCCACCAAAGGACUGUUUGAAAAGUUUACAACCCUCCGUAUAAAAGACAGAGUACUUCAAAGAGCGUGGAAAGAGCCAGCUACAGGGGAGGAAAGGUGGCAAACUGUAGUCCCCAGAGCACUCAGAGACCCAGUUCUGAAGGCUUGUCACGGAACUCCUGGGGCGGGACACUUUGGAGUCUCAAAAACUCUCAGACGGCUCAGGCAAGGGUUUUACUGGGCCAGCUCAGGAGGGAUGUAG